AUCCCACUGCUCCGGCAAAAUCUCACGCUUACAUCUUUUUCUCGUUGCCGUUCUCCAUCGUUCGUGUUUGUCACCAUGGCUCGCUUUUCUGCUGUCCUUGCCGUUCUGGCGAUCGCUUCGGCUUCAGCCUUUGCCCCCAACCAGUCGGUGGCUCGUCCGGCGACCUCCUUGCAGGCCCAGGGCGACGGCAAGAAGGCUUUGACUUCGAUGGUGGCCGCUGCCUUUUUGCUCGGCAACGUGCUUUCGGCCGACGCCGCCUUUGCCGCCUUUGACGAAUCCGAAAUGUUCGGAUCCUCCACCGUCGUGGCCGGACGUAGCGGUGGUCGUUCGGGUGGACGUUCCUCGCGGGGAACAUCCAACUCGUACAAGUCGCAGCAGCAGCAACCCACACGUACGAUUGAACGGACCACCGUCAUUCAGUCCCCCGGAUACGUCGCUUCCCCCGUCUACAUGGCACCCAUGUAUAACCCCAUGCCGGGUCUCGGACUCGGAUUGGGACUGUCCGCCAUCAACGACGUGGGCAAUACCAUGAGGGAUUAUCGCCAGGAAACGGAAAUUCAACAAAGCAAAGCGGAGCUCCAGCAGGCUCGUAUGAAGGAAGCCGAGCUCGAGGCUCGUUUGCGCAAUUUGGAAAUGGCUCGUUAGGUAGGGCAGGGUAGAGUACCUACUGUUUAGAGAAACGUUGUGCCGAGUGCCGCGCGACGCAGAAUUACUUUCCAAGGCUACUGAGUAGUUGGUUAGCACAGGAAUCUUCAACGGCCUGUUGGAACACUACUGCGGCUACUCUAAACAACUUGCAUCAAUGUAGUUAGUCUUGAAAAAUUCGUUGUUUUACAGUU
Phaeodactylum tricornutum CCAP 1055/1 is the source of this 839-nucleotide messenger RNA. RefSeq lists its product with no specific name. The transcript has a single exon. The record is from RefSeq and is a predicted model, not a curated record. Bases 76 to 645 code for a protein of 189 amino acids. NCBI's taxonomy places the organism in Eukaryota, Bacillariophyta, Bacillariophyceae, Surirellales, Neidiaceae.